This is a messenger RNA of Brassica rapa (field mustard), 2796 nucleotides long. Its product is annotated as putative cysteine-rich repeat secretory protein 37. The record is from RefSeq and is a predicted model, not a curated record. Lineage: Eukaryota; Viridiplantae; Streptophyta; Magnoliopsida; Brassicales; Brassicaceae.
UUUAACGCGGCCGGUUUCGGGUUGCUCAAGCGUUCCCUGAACGGUUAGAUUCAUCCUUAAGGUUCUUAUCGUUCUUUGGUCUCCGCCGUUUGGAGAUAUAUAUGUUUAAGUCGGCGUCACGAUUCCGUUCCUUGUUGACUACAUUUGAGCGUGGAUCUUAUGAGGCAAACCCAUUUAAUGCUAUCCUUCGUGAUUUUCCUUUCAAUUUCUGUUUUCCCUUGAAAUUUUGUUUCAUCUUAAAUUAUGAACUCUUAUUGCAAGUUUUUCAGAGUAUUGAUGGCUAAUAAUAAUUUAAAUCUUCAUCCCAAAAAAACCACAAAAUUAAGAGCAUGAUUAUUGCGGGUUUCUUAGCGUGGGGUUCUUAACGAAAUAUAAGAAACCGUCUCUUAACUUUUAACUAAAAAAACUAAGAAUCGGUUCUUAAACCGGCUUGGAUGCUAGAAGGAGAGGCGGAGCUGGCGAUGGUUUUGGUAGAUGCUGUGGCGAUGAGUCAGCAAGGUGAUGAUGAUAAGAUGUAAGAAAAGUAAUUGUCUUGCUUGGUGAGGUCAGAGUUUGGUUCAAGUCAGUGUGGGAUUAUUAUUAUAGAUCAGUGCUGCUUUCUUUUAAGAAAUUGUAGAGAUUGAAGUUUUGUAUAAAACAUAAUCCAAAUAAGUUUGUAUAAAUAGUUACAAAAAUUGAUCGUAAGUAAUAAUAAGAGUUCUUCAUAAUCAUUUUAUAACUAAAUACUCAACUAAUGAUAUGUUAACUAAUUAUUUUAUAAUAAAAAUGAUAAUAAAAGGAAAUUUUUACUCUGAGAAAAUGAAAAACUUAUAUAUUUUGGUUUCAGUUAUUUCAUAUCAAAAGUUUUAUUAUUAGUGUUAUAGUUAUUAAAAAUAUAUUUUCAAUUUUAAAAAUUCAUCUUUUUCAAAAAAUGUUGAUUUAUGUUAAUGCCAAAAAACUCAUCAACUUUAAAAGUCAUUUUAUACAUAUUGUUAGUCAACUAUAACUGUUGACUAAUGAUAGGGACUAAAAUGAUAUGUUCAACAAAUGUUUAUGAUUAAAAAGGCUUGUCAACAAAAGUUCAAUGUUUUUUGGUUCACCAAAAAGUUGGUGCUUUAUUUCAACCAAAUUUAAAAGUUGAGGAUUUAAAUGACAUUUUCCCAUAUAUAAACAUAAUAUUAUUAACCAUUAAAAAUAUAAGAUGAUACCAAAUUUUAUUUACAAAAUAUAAUAAACAUUUAAAAUUUUAUCGGGUAUUUUAAUUUUCAUCCACCAUAAAAUAAAUUAUUUUAUUAAUUUUUAAUACCAGAUAAGAACUUUGGUUAAAAUAAGAUAACAAAUAAUUAAAUAAAAUUAUUAUAAAAUUAAAUUUUUAGAUCUAAAAUGAAUAGAAGUACAAAACUUAUAAAAUAUUUUUAAUAACAAAAAUAAGAUGAUAGUCUAACAGUGUCAUAUGCAUAAAUUUUGGUUUCUUUAUAUUUAAUAAGGGAAUCUCAAUAUAGCUGUGAGACUGACAUCUAAACAUUAUACUAAAUGAUGUCAUUUUAAAAAUGCUUUGGAAUUAAUGUAUAAGAGACUGAAAGAAAAACCAAAAGAAUGAGUUGAUAAAAAAAUGUAAACCAUGUAAAAAUUAAUAGUGUUUAUCACAAAGUAAUAUAUUUCUUAUUAAAAAUUCUAAAAUAUAAAUCAUUUUAAAACGAAGGAAAUAUCAAAAAGCCUACUUAAUUUAAGAAUGGUGCACAAAAUGUUUAUAUUUUUAGCAGUUUAAACUUAGUAAAAUAUUUUUACUUUAGACUUUUUCUUUGUUCCUUAAUUUCCGUCGCCGAGAAAAUUUAUAAACUCUUUUCUCUUCUAUCCAAUGAGAAAAUCAAUUAAAAUUCUUCUGAGUUCCUAUAUAAACAUGCCAAUAUUAACACUUCAUUAUAAAAGUAAACCUUUACUUAAAAGUAAUAAACAAUCAAUAACAAUGAAAUUUUCAUAUUCCCUAUCCAAACGAUCUUUUCCUCCUAUUUUAGCUAUACAACUCCUCAUCAUACAUAGUGUUUCGUCAUUGAACCUUACCAAUGAGUAUCUCAACCACAAAUGCAUUCUUAAUCAAGGGAAAUAUAACUCUGGAAGUCAGUACGAGGACAACCUCAACUGGAUCUUCCGUGAAAUUCAUACAAGACUUUAUGCUAUUACCGGUUUCUCACACAUAAGUGUUGGAAAAACGACAACCGAUUUUGUUGUCGUCACUACCCAGUGUCGUGGUGACACUUAUGAGUCUAAUUGCCGUACAUGCCUUGACACAGCAAUUGCAGGGUUUCGUAAGAGAUGUCCAAGUAACAAAGGAGGAAUAAUAUGGUACAAUCAAUGUCUUCUCUAUAUUAGUACGAUCAAAGAAAAAAUUCCAAUCAAGACUAAUUACAAGAAUAUUUUUUCUAUGCACAACCCAAAUAACGUGAGAGGGGACGCAAAACUGUUUGCCAUGAGGGCGAUGGAUUUUUUGUCUGAGCUAAUACUUAAAGUCGAGAAAACCACCAAGUAUAGACUCAUAUUUUACGCUGCGGGGGAAAAGAAGCUCGGUAAAAAUAAAUUAUAUGCAAUGGUGCAAUGUUUAGAUCUAAGAAUAGAUUGUAAAAGAUGUUUGGCAUGGAGUAUCACAAAGCUUUUCAAGAACGGUGACAUUAAACAAGGAGCGAGAGUUUUGGGUACAGACUGUAAUGUAAGGUAUGAGCUAUACCCUUUUCUUAGGAGUUAAGCAUUUUUAAGUUAUGUUUACAUUUUUUUUCUGCUGAAAAUGUAAUAUCCAUAUAUAUCAAUAAAAGAUAGUUUACA